Messenger RNA from Paramacrobiotus metropolitanus, 2575 nucleotides. RefSeq names its product serine/threonine-protein kinase 3-like. NCBI's taxonomy places the organism in Eukaryota, Metazoa, Tardigrada, Eutardigrada, Parachela, Macrobiotidae. Gene Ontology annotation, molecular function: MAP kinase kinase activity; ATP binding. Gene Ontology annotation, biological process: MAPK cascade; protein phosphorylation. The transcript has 22 exons. The record is from RefSeq and is a predicted model, not a curated record. The coding region runs from base 228 to 2288 and encodes 686 amino acids.
AUAUACCAAGUUUGUACUGUAUUAUUAUUUUUCUUUCUAAUGGUAAAUUGUUAAUAAUGAUCCCCGACGUACGUUUCACGUUUUAUUAAGAUUCUUAUAAAGAUAGUUAAAGUUUUGCGUUUCUAAAGUUUUGCAGUAGAAAUACCUAAGUAGGCUUUUGUUAUUAUUGUGGAAACAAGGGAUUGUCACAACUUCAUUUUUCCAUUUGAGCAUUUUUCAACAGAACUAUGUCGCGCAGGCCAAAACCACCGAGACCGCAGCAAAGACCUGUUGACGAUCGCACUCCUCCAGACGCAGCACAGUUGCCCGCUCCGGCUAUCGACAGUCGAGCCGUGAUGCAGUUUGAGCCUAACGGAACGCCGUUCGAGGUGGCUGCCGAUGAUUUGGAGCUGGUGCGCAAUCUGGGCCGUGGACAGUACGGCUCCGUGGACGAAUACCGGCACAGGGUGUCCAGACACCAUCUGGCUGUCAAGCGUAUUCGUGUCACGGAUGAUGCGGAGCAGCGGAAGCGGAUGCUGAUGGACUUGGAAGUUAACAAGCUCCUAAAUGGACUGGGUGGAGAGUGCCCGUACUUGGUCCGCUCCUUUGGCUCUCUGUUUCGCGAAGGCGAUGUUUGGAUUUGCAUGGAAGUAAUGGACACGUCGUUAGAUGCAUUUUACAAAAAGGUGUUCAUCUUGGGUCAUACAAUACCGGAGCGGGUUAUUGCGCACAUUGCCUGGGCUGCGCUUGUAGGUUUGAGUUUUCUGAAGUGUAAACUUGAUAUUAUGCAUCGCGAUGUCAAACCCAGCAAUAUGCUGCUUUCACGACGGGGAGAUGUGAAACUUUGUGAUUUUGGCAUCAGCGCAAAGCUGGUAAAAUCUCACGCAAAGACGGCAAUUGGAUCUCCCUGUUAUUUACCGCCGGAGCGAAUAACUCCUCCUAGCACCGAGUACGAGUACGACAUACGUUCCGAUGUUUGGAGUUAUGGUUUAAGUCUGAUUGAGAUUGCCCUUGGUAAAUUUCCCUAUAAAUCUUGGAGAGACAAAUUCGAGCAGAUGAAGGAAGUGGUCGGUGGUCCGCCGCCAUCUAUUCCGGACUUUCUCUUCUCACAUAAUUUCCGCGAUUUCGUUCGCAAGUGUUGCGAAAAGGAUGUUGAUUUGCGGCCCACUUAUCGCGAGCUGCAAGUAAUGCCAUUCUUGAUCAGUGCCGAAAUGGAUGUGCAAACCGUGAGUGAAUAUUUCGUCGCCAUUCUUGAUGCACCGGUUCCUAAUGAUAGCCGUUGUGUACAUCGUUCGCGGCCACCAUUGGCCAAACUGGACCAGAAGCAGCCUCAGAGGAACGAUGAUGCGCAUUCGCCCGCUCCUGGCAUUGAUACGCGAGCCACGAUGAAGUUCGAGAUCGAUGGCCCGGAGUACGAAGUGUCCUCCAAUGAUUUGGAUUUUGUGCGGAGUUUGGGUCGCGGACAGUACGGAUCCGUGGAUGAAUACAAACACAAGCCCUCGGGCUUCAUCUUCGCCGUUAAGCGCAUUCGUUCGACGGAUGAUCCGGAAGAACGCAAGACUAUGCUGAUGGAUUUGAACGUUAACAAGCUGAGCGCUGGCAAAUGUCCCUACGUUGUCCGGUCAUUUGGGGCACUGUUUAGUGAGGGUGAUCUCUGGAUCUGCAUGGAGAUUAUGGACAAGUCUUUAGAGAUGUUCUACAAGAAAGUCUUCAGUUUAAACCAAACUAUCCCAGAAAGUGUUAUCGCCCAUAUUGCAUUCGCGAUGAUUAGUGGAUUAAAAUUUCUGAAGGAUGAGCUGAACAUAAUGCACAGGGAUGUGAAGCCCAGCAAUAUUUUGCUUUCACGACGUGGUGAUGUGAAACUUUGUGAUUUCGGUAUCAGCGGUCAGCUGGUACAGUCCAUGGCCAAAACGAAGAUCGGGUGUUCGUUUUAUUUACCGCCUGAACGGGUGGAUCCCAUGGCCACCGCUGAGGGAGGUGGUUACGAUAUCCGGUCAGAUGUUUGGAGCUGCGGCAUCACAUUGAUUGAAAUUGCCAUAGGCAAGCUGCCUUAUAAAUCUUGGAAGAGUCUGUUUCAGCAGAUUAAUGAAGUGGUCCACGGACCACCGCCUACACUCCCAAGUGAUUCCCCUUAUUCCCAAGAUUUCCGCGACUUUGUUGACGCAUGUUGCCAGAAGGACGUUACGCAUCGGCCGAAGUACGACGUUUUAUUGGAGAUGCCCUUUUUGACAAAAGAAAAAGAGACCCCCAAGGACAUAAGCACCUAUGUGGUGGAGAUCUUGGAUACACCUAUUUCUAAUCCUGCUUGACCGCCUGCGAAUGUAGUGCAGUACAUCAGCCGAGUUUUCAUCUGUUGUUUUGUUGCGCGGUUUUUGUAUACUUGAUUGGGUCAUGCUGGUUGCGGGCGAAGUUGUUGUUUUGCGAGUGAUUAUAAUGUUACGUUACUUUUCAUGCAAUUUAGUCAUAAGGUUAAUCUGUUACUCCGAUGGACAACUGUGACGUUUUACAGUUUAAAACAUGUCAGUGAAUGGUCGUAAGUUUUGAUUAUUUGAUACUGCUACUGUAUUUAUACGAAAAUAAUAAAAAGGUGCGCAUG